Molecule: messenger RNA, 1281 nt
Organism: Trichoderma aggressivum f. europaeum
Lineage: Eukaryota; Fungi; Ascomycota; Sordariomycetes; Hypocreales; Hypocreaceae
Exons: 4
Coding region: 1-1281 (426 amino acids)
Source: RefSeq, a predicted model, not a curated record
AUGGCGGCUACUCUUGCAUCGGAGAUUGAACAUCUCAAGAGUCUCCGCGCGGUCCGAGAGCGCUCACGGAUCGUCUUAGAAGCGGCCCGAAAUGGGGGCCUCAACAACUUUGUGCUUGACGAGGGCCGGAUGAAAGAGACGGCAGAAUUCGUCGCCGGCGUCAUUUCGCGAGACUUUGGCCCCGAUCGAUACGCUGAGAUUCCGCCUCAUGGAAGGUGGGAGCAUUUCAGCGUCGGAGGCAUCACCCGGCUGGAAACCUUGGUCCAGAAAUGGCAAGACAGUCAAGCGGACGACGUGGAAAUCACGCGCCGCCUCAUCGACCUCUUCUUCGUGUCUGUGCUGCUCGAUGCUGGCGCGGGUGACACUUGGGCCUUUCGGGAGCCUGGCAGCGACGAGGCGUAUGGGCGAAGUGAAGGCAUCGCCGUAGCCUCGCUGUACAUGUUUAACGACGGAGCCUUUAGUUCAGCCACAGAUGGGAACAAGGCUACAGUAGAUGGACAUGGUCUCGGCAAGCUCACCGAAGACGCCUUCGUUCAUCACUUCCAAAUCAGCCCCCAGAAUCCAAUGGUGGGUGUUGCAUCGCGAAUUGAGCUGCUCAACAACUUUGGAAAGUCUCUUCUUUCUAUUCCGGAGAUUUUCGGGGAAACUGAUUACUUACUCAAGGAUGGCAAGGACAAGGAGCUCAACUAUGAAGCUCUCUGGAGCAUCCUCCAGCGCAUUCUCCUCCCUGCGUGGCCAUCAAACCGCCCACGCAUCAACGACCAGCCGAUUGGAGACGCAUGGCCUCUUCGCGUGCUUCAGGAAAAGUCUGGCAAUGGCGAAAACCCAACUGCCGGAAUCCAUCCGUUCCACAAGCUGACCCAAUGGCUUGGAUAUUCCCUCACCGUGCCGUUUAUGAAGGUUUUGAAGCUGAAAUGGAUCAACAUUGAAACGGGAACCGGCCUGCCCGAAUACCGCAAUGGAGGACUGUUUGUCGACAUGGGCGUUUUGAAGCUGAAGCCCGAAGUGCUCAGCAAAGGAAUCGAGGCUUCCGGCCAAGCCUUGCCGCUCUUCUCGUCCACCGGAGAUGUGAUUGUGGAAUGGCGAGCCAUGACGGUGGCUCUCCUGGAUGAGCUGCAUAAGCUCGUCAAUGAUAUCUUGGCACCACAGGGGGUCUCCCUCUCUCUUCCUCAACUGCUGGAGGCUGGGUCUUGGAAGAGCGGCAGAGAGCUGGCGGCCAAGCAUCGACCGGAGACGAGAUCCAGCCCGAUAUUGAUUGAUGGAGAUGGAACUCUUUUCUAA